CUAUAUAGCCAUUCAUGGUAGAAGAGUUGUAGAGGCUUCAGGAGAGUUGAAUUGGCAAGAUGUUUAAAAAAUUAAAAACUGUAUUUUCUAGAGUAAAAUUAUCACCUGAGGAAGUCGAUUGCAAGAAUGAAGGUGUCCCUCCACCACCCAAGGCAUCUACAGACCAGGGUGAAAAUGGUAAAGCAGAUGAACCACAGAAAGCGGAGGGCAAUAAGAAAGUAGAACCUGUAGCAAAGCAACAAGAUACAGUACCAGAAAAAGCACCUGAACCUUCAAAAACUGAAAAAUCAACUGAACCAGCUCAGACAACUCAACAGGAACCACGUCAGCUCAAUGAUGGGAAAGAAGACACUAACACACAGAAGCCAACACCUUCAGGUUUCCAAACAAAUGAGUAUGCUGAUGCCCAACUUCAAGAGAUUGUCAAAAAAAUGCGGGAAAGGGCAAAUGUCUAUAAGGAAAAGCUGAAAGAUCCAGUGCUGUCCUCCCCUGAAGGCAGUCCUACAGCUUCACCAUCAAAGAAGAAGCCUCCACCCCCACCAAAAGAAGAAAAAAAAGAAGAAAAGAAAGAGGAUGCAGAAGUAAAGCCAGAGGAGGAUCAUUACUGCGAUAUGCUGUGCUGUAAAUUCAAAAAACCUCCACUGAAAAAAUACAAGGAGUAUCUGCAGCUACCAGAAAGCAUAGACUCAUACACAGAUCGCCGUUACGUAGCAUGGCUUAUGCUUGUGACAAUCGCCUACAAUUGGAAUUGCUGGUUUAUUCCACUUCGCUUUGUGUUCCCAUAUCAAACCCCAAGUAAUACAAUAUAUUGGUUUACCAUAGACAUCAUUUGUGAUAUCUGCUACCUGUGUGACUUACUGAUUUUCCAGCCUCGAGUGCAAUUUGUAAAAGGUGGAGAUAUAAUAUCAGACAAAGUGGAAAUGAAGAAAUUCUACCACAGCUCUGUGAAGUUUCGGCUUGAUGUGAUAUCAGUACUGCCGUUUGAAGUUUUAUACUUCUUCUUCGGAUUUAACCCAGCACUUAGAGUAAAUAGGAUGCUAAAGCAUAACACAUUCUUUGAGUUCAAUGAUCGUUUGGAAGCUAUUAUGGACAAAGCAUACAUCUACAGGGUCAUUCGAACAACUGGAUACUUGCUGUUUAUCUUGCACAUUAAUGCAUGCCUGUAUUAUUGGGCUUCAGACUAUGAAGGAAUUGGCAGCACUAGAUGGGUGUACAAUGGCAAAGGAAACAUGUAUCUGAGGUGUUACUACUGGGCGGUUCGUACUUUGAUCACCAUCGGUGGCCUUCCAGAACCACAAACUCUCUUUGAGAUAAUUUUUCAACUGCUGAAUUUUUUCUUGGGUGUCUUUGUCUUCUCCAGCUUAAUUGGUCAGAUGAGAGAUGUAAUUGGAGCAGCUACAGCAGGACAGAACUACUACCGUUCCUGUAUGGACAACACUGUCUCCUAUAUGAACACUUAUUCUAUUCCAAAACUGGUCCAAAAUCGUGUUCGAACCUGGUACGAAUACACAUGGGACUCUCAGGGAAUGCUGGAUGAAUCAGAAUUACUGGAGCAGAUGCCAGCCAAAAUGCAACUAGCCAUUGCAAUUGAUGUGAACUUUGCCAUCGUCAAUAAAGUUGACUUAUUCAAAGGAUGUGAUACACAGAUGAUAUAUGACAUGCUGUUAAGGUUGAAAUCCAUUGUGUAUUUACCUGGUGACUUUGUCUGCAAGAAGGGAGAGAUUGGCAGAGAGAUGUAUAUCAUCAAACAGGGUGAAGUUCAAGUCCUUGGAGGCCCUGAUGGUAAAAAAGUCCUGGUUACACUAAGAGCGGGAGCUGUAUUUGGGGAGAUCAGCCUAUUAGCUGCCGGUGGAGGAAAUCGAAGGACUGCUGACGUGGUGGCUCAUGGUUUUGCCAACCUUUUCAUUCUGGACAAGAAAACACUCAAUGAAAUCCUGGUGCACUAUCCUGACUCAGAAAAACUGCUCAUGAAGAAAGCGAAGGUGCUGCUGAAACAGAAGGGGAAACCUGCUCCAGGACCAGCAGUGCAACAACCACAGGGCUUGGCCGGUCUCUUUGGGCAGAAACCAGAAACUCCAAAAUUGUUUAAAGCGAUGCUGGGAGGAAAAGGAAAAGAAGGCCUUGCUAAGCUGCUGCAGCUGAAGAGACAAGACGACAUUCAGGAAACUCAAGCUAAAGCAAAUAAGCCUGAACAAGAGGAGAAGAAACCUGUGGAGCCCGUGGCCUCAUCUGCACCCCCUGCACAAAAGGAAGAGGCGAAUGCAGAAGCUAAGCCUCAACCUGCAGCUAUGCGCAGAGAAAACAGUAAGGAGUCUCUGAUCAUUAGUAUGUCUCCAUCCCCCAGAACAGAAGAAGGAGAGAUCCUUAAAGUUGAAGUUAAGGAGAAAAAAAAAUAAAUAGACAGUGCUUUGGGCUGUGGCCCCAUCUAUUGUCUUGCUGAAUUCAGAGGGCAAGCGUGACUUCACUUUUGUGUACAGAAGAGGAAAAAAAAGUAGAGACUACCCACAAGAAAAACCCACCCCAGCUUGUCGUCUUCUCUCCCUCCUCUCCUGACACAACGGGGAAAAUUAUUUAUAUACUUACCUCUUACCCUUGAGCCUGAAGAGAGAACUGUUGGUGCAAUAGGAACUAGAGCUGCAACUGCAUUUCAGGACCACUCGCUUCUUGUCUGGUCAAUGCUCUCCCUCGUGUCUUACUCUGUCUUGUUCCUGCUUCUCUUCUUUCCUCUGCUGUUUAUCUUUGCUUUGUUACUGCUGUUCCUUUUGCUCAGCUUGCUCUUGCUAUUCAUAUGUGUUCUUUUCUAUCUUUUUUUCUGGUUUCCCAUAGUUAUUCUUUUUCUUCUUACUGCCUUAUUGUUGCUGAGGGUACUUACGUUUCUCUCGAUCCUUCUCUCUCCUCCCCUUAUACUUUUAAUCAGUGACGUGUUUUUGUGAUCAGUGUGGCUCAGUGCAGAAAGCUGCGAUACUGUGGCUGUGUGUUGGGAUGUUUUAGCUUGGGACAGGGGGCUACAAUAAAAACAUUGUCAAAAAAUAAAAUCACAAAAUCCACAAGGGGGAAGCAGAUUGCAGAAUUAUUGUCAGUCCUCUGAAAGCAUGAGCGUCUGCUCCAGCUGUUCUUCGCUCUGGUGAAUAAACAUGGCAAAGACUUAGAUAUCAUCUUUAACUCUGGGCUGCUGAUUUAAAUGCUUGAUCUUCUCAAGGGUUGGGCAUUAAUAAUGCUGUCUGAAGAGCACGCACUUGACACUAGCUAACUUUUUGAAGAAUUUUGGUAUCUAAACUGGCCACUUCAAAAAUAAGGGCUAUUUUACAAAAAGCAGGAGUUACACUGGCUCUGUGGUACAUAGAUCCAACCAAUGCUCCAGUUGUUCACCUCCAUCACAGACCUCGACUGAUGGUGCAAAGCAAACCCUGUGCCUUACUGGAGCUGAGCUACAUACCACCUGUGAAGUAAAUCCUUUAUGAAUGCCACAGGUGAGAGUGAUACAGCUUCCUAAUGAGGAGCUCCCACACCAUCAGCCUUCAACAUUGGCUCAUCACAGAAAGGCAUGCAAUGUUAAACAAAAGGCUGAAGCUGUGCUUGAAGAUUAAUUCUCAAUUACCUUUCUCUCUUCUGUGGCUUUGCAUCUCCUCUCUCUCCCUAUCCACCUGCAGUCCCCAGUGGAUGAACAGUUUUGGGAGCUAAAAUGAUUAUGCAAAGGCCAAGCCAAGAAAGCGUAAGGGCAGGCUUCCUCAGCUGACCAGCCAACCAAGGAAGGCACCAUGCCAAAACUAAACAUUCACUUUAUAGGCUAUAUACGAUCCUGCAGGCUAUGCAUUCUUUAAAGACUUUGAACUUCUCUAAUCAUAGGCAAAACUGGCAGCCUAGGCAGAAUCAGUGGGAACCUUGCCCAAGUAAAAGCUGGAUGACUGAAUUCCUUAUGCUGUAUAUUCCACACAUCCUCAGACAUGACCAAAAGCCAAAUCUCUUUUAAAAAGAAAGUUAUGUCACAUUAGCAGUGAGGUCAAGGUUCAAGUGCUACAUGGGUAGGACCACCUUUACAUGUAUGUCACUUGGUAGGUAAAAAAAAAAAAAGUCACAUCAGAGGUAGAAAAUUAUAAGAUGCAUCAUAAAGAAUUAUUCAUCUCAGGCACAUCCAGGAAUGCCUCAAUGCAAUCUCAAAACUAGAAAUAUUGCAGAACUGCUUAAAAAAUGAGAUCUUCUAUGAAUAAUAAUGAUCUAUGAAUUCAUUACAAUAUAUGGUUUUCAUCCUUUUUUUGAGUUGUCAAAACACUAUGGAAGGGAGGAAAAAAGAACCACAUAAACUCCCAUAUUUUAACAUUUUUAUAUUACCGAGUAAAGCACGCUCUCAUUGCAGAAGAUCUGACCCCUCUUCUGCCUACACAAAUGCUACGAGGUAACUGCAAACAUUUUCAUUGUUGGGAUAUUUAAGGUAAUCCAUCACACACUGACGUAUAUCACAAAGUAAGGGCUGAGACUGCAGCAGCAAGUGUUACACGGCAGCAACAGAGCAUCCCAUGAGUUGCUGCUUUGCUACAGCUCUUAACAGCUCAGGAUUGCAGGAAAGCCUGCCAGUUCUGUCUUCAGUAUUACCGAGUUCUGCACAGCUCUCAAGUUCCUUAGACCCAAAUGAAAGACAAGUGUCAAUGUUUGCAGAAGAUCAUGGCCUCACAGAAGCAACAUCCAUCAGGUUUACUCUGGCAUUCUACUUUUCUCUUGUUGGAAUAUUUCCCCCUUCCUCAAAUUCCUCCAUUUUUAGAGGUGGGCAGGAAGGGUCCAGGAAUCCAGGUUGCAACUAUUUAUAGGGUUUUCAUCAGAAGGAAUGACACAAGAAAGGUCAAGAUCUAAGAUGUAUUAAAUCCCUUCACGAACUAAUUCUACUCUGUGGAUUCUUGACUGGUGGAGAAGUGAAUUACUCUAGUGCACUCAGAUGAUGCAACUUCCAGUCUCAAAGUUCACUCAGGUUCUGUAUGGUAUUACGCUCCACUGCAACACUGUCUCUAGUAUAUCUGAGUUUCUCAAUAAAGCAUUACAGACUUGACUACACUUAAAUGUAAAGGAACUGAACAGUGGAGUAGGACAGUGUCUUUGAAAACUAAAAAUAACCACAUCUCAAUGCCUCUUUACUUAAAAUGUAGAUGCUAUUUAAAAAAAAAAAGUUUUGGAAAAUCUGAUAUGAGAGAACUCUAACACGGCAAUGAACAUGAAACCGUCACUGCUAAAACCACGCUAUUUCAGAAUAUCUUCUUGCUAAAAGCCAGUAUGAGAUGCCUUAUGAAAUAUACACUGCACAUUCAUAACCACCGAGU
Messenger RNA from Falco peregrinus (peregrine falcon), 5306 nucleotides. It is a transcript of the gene CNGB3, whose product is annotated as cyclic nucleotide gated channel subunit beta 3. Lineage: Eukaryota; Metazoa; Chordata; Aves; Falconiformes; Falconidae. Gene Ontology annotation, biological process: monoatomic cation transmembrane transport. Gene Ontology annotation, cellular component: intracellular cyclic nucleotide activated cation channel complex; plasma membrane; photoreceptor outer segment. The coding region runs from base 60 to 2396 and encodes 778 amino acids. The transcript is spliced from 18 exons. Gene Ontology annotation, molecular function: intracellularly cGMP-activated cation channel activity; protein-containing complex binding; intracellularly cAMP-activated cation channel activity. The record is from RefSeq and is a predicted model, not a curated record.